AUGGAUUCCGCCGCCGACGGCGAGCCCACCAGCCAGGGCGAGAUCGUGCGGCGGUUCGCGGCGAUGCGCGAGGAGGUGAACGCGAUCUGGGGCAAGAUGACGGAGCUGAGCAGCGAGAGCAGCGAGCACGACCAGGUGAUCCGGGCGCUGGAACCCAUGGCGGCGGAUCGGAAGUGCUUCAGGCUGAUGGGCGACGUGCUGGUGGAGCGCACGGUGGGGGAGGUGCUGCCCGCUGUGAAGAAGAACCACGACGGCAUUCAGCAGGUUCUUCGGAGCUUGGCACAGCAGCUGGAGACCAAGCGGAAGGCGCUGACGGAGUUCCAGACCAAAUACAAGAUCAGAGUCAAGGGCGAAGACUUUGAGGAAGAGCAGGAGGGAGACAAGGGCAGUGGGGCCACCAGCCAGGGUGUGCUAGUGUCUUCCAGCUGA
Molecule: messenger RNA, 429 nt
Organism: Ostreobium quekettii
Lineage: Eukaryota; Viridiplantae; Chlorophyta; Ulvophyceae; Bryopsidales; Ostreobiaceae
Source: the annotation of a GenBank genome assembly